UCCCCCUCGCCCCCUCGCCUACCCUUUCCAUUUCUGCUCCUCCGCGCCCCGAUCCCGAAACCCUAGCCAGCCCAAACCCUCAGCGGCGGCGGCGGCGCGGUCAGUACCCGCAGUGUGUUGUUUCAGCUCCGGCACCACCAUGGGCUGCUUCCUCUCCUGUUUCCGCGGCGACUCCGCCCCGUCCGGCGAUCUCCGCGAUCCGCUCGUACGGGAGAGCCGGCUCGGGGACGCCUUCCUGAAUGACGACAAAAAAAUUGAAGCGAGUGGAAGGCUGGACGUGGAGGCAGCUAAUGGCGGAGUCGUCGAUGAGGAGCUCCUCAGAGAGGCAAAUUAUCUUAAAUCUUGUGGCACAAUAUCUCAAACCCCACCAGAAAUUCUCGAAGUUCCAAGCUCAGCCAGUUCAGAAGAAACUAAUGAGAUCAAUGACACGUCAACCGAUGUGCAAGUGAUGAGAGAGACAAAACUACUCGAAGGGAACUUAACUGAAGUGUCCAAAAGUGAUGAGCAGCCUGAUACACUGAUUGAUGAACAGAACAUUGAUGAGGGAAUUCUCAGGGUGGAAUCAGAAUCUCGAUCAUCCUCACAGGACAAUCCUUCAUUUGAGAACAUCAUUGAUCACAAGACUGAUUCUAGUGAUUCACCUUAUCCAACCCCUUUUGUCCUCAGAGGUGACAUCCAGACUCCUGCAACAGUAUACACUGCAUGUAUGGGGAAUUCAAAGCCAGGAAAGCGUGCAAGGGCCAGCAGACAGUUCAUUUACCCUGUUCUGAGACCAAUUGAGAACAAGCUACAGUGGAUGGAACUAAAGGCUGAGUCGCCUGUGGUAGCUUCCAAUCCUCCGAAGAGAAGAAAUUUGAGUGCGGAUUUCAGCGAGAAGCCUCAGCAGACAUUUGCAAGUUCAACUGCCACACAGACAAAAUCAUCAAAAUCUGAAUCCUUCCCAUUUCAUGACAACUGUGCGGAGCAGGAUGAAGUCAUCUCUCCUGAGGAAACCAAGGGUCAGAAUGUCAACCAACAGCUGUUUGAAGGUGGAGAGCCACUGAACCAAAAUUCAGAACACGGAAAGCAUGGUGUUUCAAGCCUCUCUUAUUGGCUGAAGCCGUCAUCUGCAGAUGAUGAGAGACACAGCGACGCCAACACCGAAGACAACUUUGGGAAAGAAUCAUGCUAUGAGAACAGCGUUUUCGACGCGCCUAUCUUUCCAGCUUCUGGUUUCAACUGGGACAAUGACAAUCCUACCCCUGUGUUGCCCAAGACGUGGGAUGGUAAUGGAAUCCCAAACACCACAACGAAGUACAAAGAGGACCAGAAAGUCAGUUGGCAUGCCACACCGUUUGAGGAAAGGCUGCUGAAGGUUUUGUCGGAUGAAAAACCGCACCAUGAAAGGAAAAUCAGCGGCAAGCUUAUCCACCUUGAGGAAAACGCCGAGUAGAGAGAGCCUUUGCAAGAAGUUGGAGACGCGCGUCCCUGACAUGAACUGUCUAAAAAUGGUCGUGGUCUUGCCCAGCACAAAUAUGAAUUUUCGAUGGCCGUGCGUGCUAUCGACUGCGCACAGCCCCUGUAAGUAUAGAGUCGAGUGUCCGAACGAAUUGUUUCCAAACUCCAUCCCGCACUGCUGCGUGAAUCGGGGACCAGCCCUUGGCUGGCUGCCAUUUGCCAACUGCCUGUUGGUCCUCUCGUCGCUGGACAGGCUUGCGCCGUAGCGGGGGGCCAAAGCGGUGUAUGUGACCACAUCAACCGGUGAUUGGUGCGUGGUGUCAAUACAAGUCAGCAUUACUCCGUUUCUUUAAAAAAAUAAAAUUGUCCAUGGCAUAUUCAAAGUCA
Panicum hallii is the source of this 1824-nucleotide messenger RNA. RefSeq names its product protein JASON. The transcript has 8 exons. NCBI's taxonomy places the organism in Eukaryota, Viridiplantae, Streptophyta, Magnoliopsida, Poales, Poaceae. The coding region runs from base 140 to 1432 and encodes 430 amino acids. Gene Ontology annotation, biological process: male meiosis II. The record is from RefSeq and is a predicted model, not a curated record.